UAGCUACUAAGUUUCGUCUCUUGUCGAGUUACUAAAAUUUUAUAAAUUAACUACAGACAUGAAAGUACUCUUUGCAUUUUUGGGUUUGGCGACAAUCGUUAGCGCGCAAUUGAAAUAUCCUCAAUAUAAUCCAGAUUACUAUGGACGUCGGUACGCAAUUCUUCGGCAAAACCACGAUCAAAAUAUCGACGGUUCUUAUGCCUACAGUUACGACACGGAGAAUGGUAUAUCUGUAGCAGAGCAAGGGAGCCGAAAAAACUUAGGCGUGGGAGGUGAGGCCGAAGUGGUAAGAGGUCAAUACAGUUACACAGCCCCAGACGGUACUCCGAUCUUAGUGACUUACGUGGCGGAUGAGAAUGGAUUUCAAGCGGCCGGUGCCCACCUGCCAACACCACCACCCAUACCCGUCGCUAUCCAACGAGCCUUGGCCCACAAUGCGGCCCAUCCCGAAGAGGAAGAGCCGUACAACCGAAGAUACUACGGCCAGAAAAAGUAA
Microplitis demolitor is the source of this 496-nucleotide messenger RNA. Its product is annotated as endocuticle structural glycoprotein SgAbd-1-like. The transcript has 3 exons. The coding region runs from base 59 to 496 and encodes 145 amino acids. NCBI's taxonomy places the organism in Eukaryota, Metazoa, Arthropoda, Insecta, Hymenoptera, Braconidae. Gene Ontology annotation, cellular component: chitin-based extracellular matrix. Gene Ontology annotation, molecular function: structural constituent of chitin-based larval cuticle. The record is from RefSeq and is a predicted model, not a curated record.